AUGGCUCAAAUUCCCAACCUGGACAAUGCUCCGCUCAAUCUCUCUUCCCUCAGGUAAUUUUCUCUAGGAUCCCCUCGAGGACAGUGUUUCUAUACUUUUCUCUUGGGUAUAUUCCUGAGUUGUUUGUGUUCUGGUUCCUUUUUUUAUAAACUUCUUCUGCUUCUUGUUUACCAGAGAGCAGUCGCAGAAGGAACUCUUAGGGAUCCUCAAGAGCGUAGUUCUCUAUCCUUCCUCAUCUGUUUCUCUUCUCUUCACAUUUCUUUAUUCCACUUUUAACAGCAGUUCGAUUAUUUCGACUGAUACUUCAUUCGUUGAACGGCAUUGACAGAUACGUGGGCGGAAAUGCGUUGUCAUCGAUCCAAAGCUUAGUGGCUCGCUCUCUCUGUUGAUCCAAACGUCGCUUCUCAAGGUAUGGUAGCUGAUCUAUUCGCCGUUUUCCUCUGAAAACGUCGUAAUUCUUGAGAUUAUAACGAUCAUAUCAGAAAAAUCUGCGAAUUGAAUAUUCCCUUGCGACUGGAGUGCCUAGCUGGUGUGCUCUCAGCUCUGCGUGGUUCGUAAUAAUGGUGUUGAACCUUCAUGAACGUAGUGUGAGUUUUGGUGAUGGGCGGGCAAGAAUGAUAGUUUUCGUAAUGCCCUUUCCCUGACACGCCAUUCAAUAGAGCUGCCAUCAAAUGUGUUCGGCUAGAGAAAGUACGCCAUUUGUUGAAGGCUCACAGGCAAAGAGUCGUAAGGUGACUGUUUCGGCAGAACGUUUAGAUCGUUAGGAAUCUGAAAACCGAGGGCAUUACGAAUCGUCCAUUUGGCUACUAGGGGGAGGUGUCAUGAUGUUUUGCUGAAUCGUUCAUUUUAAUUGUUUAAUCGGGCAAUCAGUUGUCCUCUCUCUAUGUGUGUUGCAGCCUGGGUCUUGUUAGAUUAUAUUCUCAAAGGGCUAACAGUUGCUGCCUUCUCUGAUGCUGAAGAUUUUGGUAGUUUUCUUAAAGUUUCUUUCCUCUUUUGCAGAUACGAAAGCCUCUCGUCCCCAACAUUGGGGACCUUGUGAUUGGAUGAGAAAGUUUCCUAGUUUAUGUUUUUUUUUGUAUUUUAUUUUUCAUCCAUUUAUUUUUUUAUGCUUUGCUCAAGAUAUACCCUGGGAAGUCAUUUACUUUGAAAACUGUGAUAAAUAUUUACUUUGAAAAGUAAAAAGCUCUUCUUAUGGUCAGGAGAGUGAUGCUGAGCUUCGUCAUCUUUCUGGUGACUCUCUUCAAACUGAGUGCCCCAAAGUUGUCUACCUCGUGCGGUCCCAGAUGAACCUGAUGAAGCUUAUUUGUUCGAACAUCUCCAAUGACAUUUCCAAAGGAUUACAGAAAGAAUACUUCAUUUACUUUGUCCCACGUCGCACAGUUGUUUGUGAAAAGGUUUGUCCGUACGCUUCUAUAUGCUUCAUACAUGCAUUCUUGGUGACUUGGGAAUGCUUGACUCUCAGUUAAUCUGCUGCUUACGUUUUUCUGUUUAAUGAUAAAAUCAUCAUUUAUGUUGUCUAUACUGCUUCUUAAGUUGGUUGUAUUUUUCUGAUUUUUCAUGUAGCAGUCAUUGUUUUAUUGGAGGAAAGGUUUUAAAGGAUCCAUUUAACGGAGGUAGCCCCAUAUGUAGGUAGGAAAAUGCCCAAUUUUAUGGCCAACUGCAGCUGGAUCUUUGAGUUUGUCUUGUCUAACCAUGAUUGACCCAAUGAAACUUUGCGUGGCUAUUGUUCAGGCUGACGAUCAAUCUAUCAUUAGUCUCAAAGAAAAUUAUAUCGUCAGCUAACUGAGGAUGUAUCAACCUCAAGUCAUGUCUUGCAAUUGUGAUACCUUUUGUGAAUCGUUUACUUAUAGAUAAUGUGUUAAUUAACUUAAAUCCUUUCCUGUUAAGAGUCAUGGGUACAUAAAUUAGAGAUGGAUUCAACUGCUUAGUUUUGAUUGUCUGCCAUAACAUGAAUAAUCACGCUAGUCCUUUCAAAACACCUUAUAUUUGAGGAAUGGAGAGGCCUCUACUAGAAUACCAUCCAAAUGAGCAUAUUAAAAUUGUUUAAGUUAAUGUUUUGCGGUUUAACAGAAGUUGAAUUUUUUUUUUCACGAGGCUUGCUUUUUCAUGGUAUUGACUAUUAAAUUUAUUUAAAUAAUAAAUGAAUGACCAGUCUAUUAAGAACCCUGUCAUGCUUAAAUAGGCCUAGAAUUGCCAGAAAAUUGAUUUUUGAGCAGAAGAUGGAAAAACAUAUAACUUCUAUUAAAAUGGCUGACAUGUAGACCAUAACUUUUUGAGCUAUCUGGCUAAGUAGAAUGAUAUUUCGCUUAUAAAUUCCAUUUUUUCAUAAUCGAGGCUAUAUUUUGUUUGCCUUUGCUUUGGCGUUUUUAUAAACAUCGUAUGGCUCCUGUUCGCAUUGAGCUUCAAGGCUACAACUUGAAACUCUUAAUUCCUGCUUCACAUUGAGUACGAUUUGUUAUUGCUUUGCUGUUAAAUAUUUUCCUUUUGAUGAACUGUGCUUGAUCUUUGUUGGCUUUGUCUACAAUUAGCCAAUCCAUUUUAACACCAUCUCAUAGGCUUCUCUUCUGGGAUCUUUUCCUUUGCGUUUGAUAUGCUUUUUACAUAGCUAUUUUUUAUUUGGGAUGAUUAUCUCUUUAUUUUCAUAGAUUCUCGAGGAGGAGAAAGUUCAUCAGAUGAUUACCAUAGGGGAGUACCCUUUAUAUGUGAUGCCUCUGGAUGAGGAUGUCAUAUCUUUUGAGCUUGAUCUUUCGUACAAGGUCCGUUUAGUAAUUCCGGUUAAUGACUGUCCUUCGUGCUUUUGUUGCUUCUAAUUUGUUUAUUUAAAUACUGUUGCGAUUGAUAGGAAUGCGCAGUUGAUGGUGAUACAAGUUCCCUUUGGCACAUAGCCAAAGCCAUUCAUAAAUUAGAGGUAUCGUUUCUCUCUAUUGUAAAUUCAUCCUUUUAAUCUAUAAAUGACUUCAAUAUGUAUCUAUAUAUAAAUGGCUUUAACAUGGAUCUUUUCAUCAUUUGAAAGUUGAAGUUGAACCUUCUCUCAGUUCUAAAUUAUAAUAUUAUCAUUAUUGUGAGGGCAUAUUUUCAAGCUUCUCUUUUGAGUGUAGAUUUCUUUGAAACAGCAACAUUACUUUGAAAGUAAAAAAAUAUAUUUAUACAUAUUCACUUUUCUGUGCGAUUUUUUUAGUGUCAAUUUUUAGGUCAGCUGGAGCAAACUGAUAAUAUGCCUCAUAAAAAGAUGGAUGGACAGGGUUUGUGAUUGUUAUGGGGAGGAAAUGGAAACAAGAAAAGUUAUAGCAUGUUUAAAUGCUUUUUCGAAGCUUUUACUUGAUUCAUGUGUGAGUGAGAAAAAAUAACUCUGAAAAAUCUUGAAUGUCCCGUCCUGUCCCUUCUAGGUACGAUAGAUUAGCCUUGAUCUGAACUUUUUUAUGUUGACCCAACGUCAAAGCAAUGCACUAAAAGGGAAAACUAUAGAUUGGAUUUUUUUUUCUGUUGUUGCUUCGUAGAUAUUUUAUUCUUUUUUCCCGACGUUCCUUAUGUAUAAUAGGUGGAAUCGGGUAGUUAUGCAGACGUGUCUCGAAAAAAGAAGUUAAAAAGUGCUUUCAAGUGCCCUUAGUCUAGUCUCCGGCAGUUCAGGACUUGUUUUACAUCUAGGAACUAUGCGCGUGAUGACCCCGUCUAGACUGGCUUGGAGGUACCUGCAAUUUUUACCCAAGGGCAUUUCAUCAAAGCGAGCUUUUGAAAUGAAAGUAAUGCCGUCUCUUUGAUGACGAACAUUUGAUCCUUUUUGUUUGGCUUAUCAUGUACUAUGAUUGUCUGAUAUAAUCUAGUGGUGCCAUUAACUGGUAUGGUGGAAACAGUUCAUUAUUGGAUGGUAGAAAAUGGGCCUGUGUAUGCGUGUAAGUUUUUGUUUGAAAUUGCGAAGGGAAGGAUAAAAGUUGGAGCAUAGAAGAAAAAGGGAGAGAAAAAGGCGUCUGCAAGUUGAAAAUUCGGAGGUUGCCAUGGGGAAACCAUUAUAGAGCUUACAUGAACUAUCUUUUCCUUCUUGGAAAAGGAAAGUACUAGGAUGACAUAGAUUUGGAGGACUUUAUGUCCUUCUUUCCUAUUCAUGAAAACUAGUUCUGUAAUCAUUGUACCCAUUUGCCAUCUUUCAGAAAUAGGGUCCUCAGUCCCGUAAUUAUACUUGCAUAAGGGUGUGUCAUGAGGGAGAUAGCUUCUACUUGGGCAUUGUUUUCAUCUUUCUCAUAAUUUCUCAUGAGCACGUAGUCUUGUCCUAACUAUCCAGUCUUAAAUGCGUCCAGUUUUCGUUUGGAGUGAUACCAAAUUUAAAGGCUAUGGGAAAAUCUGCAUCAAAGGUGGUUGACAUCUUGAAGCGCAUGGAAGUCGAAGAUCCAGUCGACAUUUCAAAUGUAGGUAUUCACUUUUACUGGCAAUGCUAUUUAUUCUUCGACUUUGGAUAUGGUUUUAGGAGAAGUUAAUUGACCAGUCACUCGUUCAAAUUUAAUUAUUGAUUACAGGUAGGAGUCCCGGAGAUAAAUACAAUAGUUUUGCUUGAUAGAGAGGUAACUAUGUUGCUAACUUUGAACUGGGAAUUUUACUUUUCUUCUUAAUGAUGUUUAUGAUAUCAUUCGGUUUUUUUGAAAGAAUAAAAUAUACCCUUAAGGGGACCUAGUUUUCUAGUUAUAUACCCUUAAGGUUAGUAAUUAUGUCUUUUCUAUUUUUAUUUCAUUGUAAAAUUAUUUUGGACCAAAUCAGGCUUUUCACUUAAAUUCACAUAUUUGGAUCAGGAUGUAGACCAUACAAUUUAGGUAUUUGAUCGACAAGUUUUGGUAUAUGAAAAGCAGGAAAUGUUAGGACUUUCAAUUUAGGCCUAAGAACUGUUGUCGAUCAACAUUAGAUAGGAUGCGCUUCUCAAUCUUCGGUCAGUUGAUCUUGGGUUUCAGUUCCUAUUAGCUGUAACAUUGAUAUUUGCUUUGCAAGCUUGGUGACAGGUUUGGCUAGGUAACUGUUGUUUUCUAGUUCAUGAGCAAUCAUUGACAAGAACAAUAUCUAAUCCCAUGCAUUUUCAAGAGUGUUCAGAAUUUUCCUUUUUCGAAUGAAAGUUUUCAGUAAAUGAUUUAGUAUUUUGAUAGAUUCCGUAUGCAUUAACUGUAAUCAAUCUGCACGUGCCAAUCAUUUUUAUAACCUGUGGGUGUUAUCAGAGCUUGACUAACUGGUGUUUCAUGUACUUUGCCAGCCAUUUCGAUGAACUUAUUGGUUAACUGUUGUCUGAUCAUAACGUUUCAAGGCUUAUUGAUGACUAUUACUGAUGUUAUUGAAUUCCGACUAUAUCUUUCCCAGGUAGACAUGUUUACACCAAUGUGUUUCCCAUUGACGUAUGAAGGAAUACUUGAUGAGGUAAGGUUUGAGAUUUCCUUGGGUAUCAAUUUAAAGUUUUGUUCAUGAUAUCCUCAUUAAGCAUGGGUAUUUGUUGAUGGCAAGUCCUUCUGGGAAGAUCUGAUUUUUGGGUAAUGCCCAUAUGAUGCCUGUAUGAAUGAUUUAAUUUAUUCGACUUUGCUCAGGAUCAUAAUAACUAAUGUACAUGCUUGCCUAUACUUAGUUUGAUGUGGGAAGGGUUGAAACUAACCUAUCAUUCAUUUUCUCAGAUCUUUGUUAUUGUGUACAUGUUGUACUAGAUAAUCACGUUGCUUAUUUGAUCAAUUUAUCAAUGGUCCAAUUUGCUUCGAUUUAUUGUCUGAAUUAGUGGACUAGUCUGGGGUAAUUUUGAACAGUAGACUCUGACUUGUCUACCUUAUUGAGCGGUCAUUAGGGUGUUUCUAUGCCUUUGCAAUCGGUCAAUAUUGACAAUUUGGAUGUUUUAGAAAUAGAUCGACUCUGAUGGUCCAAUCGUAUCUUGCAAUUUGUUUUGCAAAAAAUGGAUAGUAGUUAUUUUGAUUGGCUCAGAUAUAUAAUAACCUUAUUAGGAAUUCCGCUUCUUCCUUUGUCACGUUAAUUUUCUUUGUGCCCUGCAAAGAAUCUGCAAGCCAACUCAUUUCUAAAAUGUUUAACGUCCAUGUUUUGUUCUCAUUUUUUUCCUUCGUACGUUGAAAUUUGCAUAUUUAUGCCCGCUACUAACCUGUUUUUAUUACACUGAUCUUUGUUUGUCCAUAUAGGUUUGUUCUUUGCAUGCCCUUAAUAGAUUGUUUUUAACUGUUUAAAAAAUCAAUGUUUUAAAUGACUUUGGGUUUGUUUUCCUUUAUAGAUUUUGCGAAUAAAUAAUGGUUCAGUUGAGGUCGAUGCAUCAAUCAUGGGUGCUCAACAAGAUGGCAAAAAGAUGAAGGUUCCGCUUAACUCCAGGUAAUUCUAGAAGGAAAAUAUUUUUUGACAUGUUUCUUGAUUUUCUGCAUAUUUAUGGGUUUUUCCAUCUGCAUAAUCUGGAACUGAUUAUUGAUCUCGUUAUGUAUCCGAUUGUGCUUAUUUCCAUAUCUUGUCUUGUGUUUCAGUGAUAAAUUAUACAAGGAGAUUCGAGAUCUCCAAUUUGGAGUGGUAAUGCAGGUUGUUUUACCUCCCUUGCUGACCACGCUCUCUCCUCUUCAAUUGGUUCCUUUUGCUGACCACGCUCUCUCCGCUUCAUUUUGAACUGAUUAUAGAUAGUAUAUCUUUAUACUCCUAUUUUUAACGUCGGUAUGUUUUUCAAAUAAUUCCAGAUGCUGCGUGAAAAGGCAAUGUCAAUGAAGCAGGAUUAUGCCGAAAUAUCUACCGUAAGAACAGAGUCAUGGAUAUUCAUUUUACUUUUCAUCAGUUAAAUUCAGAAUCAGAAUGUCUGUGAUUGAAUUUGAUGUUUCUUUCAAGUUUGGGCUUUUUUUUAUAUAUCUAAGGCUCAGAAAUUGAUAAUUAAAUUUCUCUUACGUUGCAUCUAUUGAAUUGAUGGCGUGCAUAAGACUCGAUGGACUGUGGCAUAGCUGUAACAAGCUAUUUACGCACAUGUCACUGAGUUUUUUUGCUUGGUUUUGAGGUGGUUGUCGUGGUUUUCAACGUAAGGAAGAAAUAUCAACAGGGUAGUUUUGCUGGUCCAACUUGAGCAUUCUUUUCUCAGGGAGAUGACUGUACCAACUAGCUGUGAACAAAAAGCUCAUCAUCACACUUUCUAAAUCUAAUUUUGAUGCAUAUUUGACCUUGGCACGCAUGUACUUCACAUUGUCUUUUUUUUGGAAGUGGACCAUACACUUGCACAAUCAGCUUUAAACGAGCCUUGCACAAGGCAAUUGUCUACACCGACAUUGUGUGGGUUCAUCAAUUAAUCCAUGACUCUCAAAAUUGUAGAAUUACUUCCUUCCUCAAAUUUCAAUCUUUUCAGUCUUCAUUGCAAAAAAAAAAAAAGAAAAAGAUUUUUUUUUUCUGCUGAGCAACUCGUCUGCCAAGAUAUGAGAAUAUAUAUAAUUUUAUUUAAAGAUGAUUUUAGGAAUCAAAGGAAAAAUGACUUCGUGAAUAUUCAUUUUCUUGGUCGGUUGAAAUCUUUGAUUACAUACGCUUUUUCUCUCUUUUCACGACUAUGUUGAUCAGUGCAAAGAUGAUAGUUAUUCAAACCUCUGGAUUGGCGUGUUGGAAACAAGACUAUUAACAUUUUAAUCCCUGACAGAAGACACGAAUUCGCGAAUAUUGAAUAUAUUCACUCUAUAAAGUUUCAUGAAAAAUGUAUAAAAGUCAACCGUAAAUUUCCUGACAUAAAGGUAAUAAUCUCCAGGAAGUUCGAAAAUAUAUCACCUUAAUAAAAAGUUCAACAGCAGAUGAUUGCUGAUCUAUGAUAUCUGGGUUUCUAGAAAUAGGUGGUAUUGCUGACAACAGUAUGUACGGAAGAAAGUUGUAUGCAAGCUCAAUUCUUACAUCACGAAGGGAAAGUUUUUUCCAAGGAAAGGAAAAAUGUGUUCUGUUAUGCUCCUCUGGCAAUGUUCUGUGCGAACCCUUAAGAAAGGAAAUCGUUUUCAAAAUUUUCAUUAGUCUCUUAGGGGAUUUAUAUCUUUCUAGGUACGUCCUCUACGAAAUAUUUUCUACAGUAUUCUAAUCUUAUCAUAUAAGACUCUGUUAAUUAAUGUUUGAGAUGAGCCAGCAUUGGAUGGAUGACUUGAAUCUAUUUUUUUUCAGACUCGGACGGUAUCGGAACUGAAAGAUUUUGUUAAGAAGCUUAAUUCACUUCCAGAAAUUUCUGUAAGCACAAUUCUUUAUUUUAUUUAUUUUCAGGAUAUCUUGUCUUUUGGAUUUCUAAUGCUGACUUACUGCUUCAGAGACAUAUAAACCUUGCACAACAUCUGUUCACUUUUACAUCAAAGCCAUCAUUUAGUGCUCGUCUUGACAUUGAACAGACAAUUUUGGAGGGUCAGGCUUAUGACAUGUAAGUUGAUUUCUACUGAAGAUAUGUUUUAUGAAGCGGUUUUUAUUUUUUAUUAAAUUUCUUAACGGUUUGAUCUUGUUAUUUUGUUUAUGUAGCCUUAUCUACUUUGGUUUAUCUCUAGUUCUUCUAGAUUUUGUUUAUUUGAAGGUUUUAGUCUAUCCAUCAAUGCUCAAACCGGAGAAUAUUACUAGUUUUAAUCUUCCGGCCAACUUCUUUUGAAAACAGAUGUUUCGAAUAUAUUGAAGAAAUGAUCCACAAACAGGAGCCACUUGUCAAUGUCAUAAGACUGCUUGUACUAUUUUCCAUCACCAACGGUGGAUUGCCAAAGAAGAAUUUUGACUAUUUGAGGUAGUGCCUGAUUUUGCAUGUUAUUUAUGUGCGAUAUAGAAAGGAGUAAUGAAUGAUAAUAUCUCAUGAUAUUUUUCAGCUUAUCAGAUGCUGCACAUCUUUCCGUGUCGCUGCUAUUUGAUUUGUUUUUUUUUCUAGAUUCCCCGAUACAGAUAUGUUGACCAUUGCCAAAAUAAUUUGAAGUUCAUGCACUGAAUUUGAUUUCAUGUCCUUCUUUACUGAAUAUUUUCAUCUACGCCAGUUUGAUUUACCAUCUAGUCCUUGUGCUGAUUUUUACGACCAUUUUUGGUGAUGAUAUUUUUAUUUAGUCUUUGGGUGAAUCGGUUGCCACACUUGUAAUUUUGAGAAUUAAAUUUGGCUAUAUACGCAUUUUUGUUUACAGUUCUAACAUUUCAUUUAACUUUCGUAAAAUUCUCACAUUGAGCUUAUUAUAGUCAUCCGUUUUUUUUUUAUCAAAUAUUUAUCUCAAUCAUAUAAUUUUUAUUUCACAUGGACCAUAGACCAAAUAUCUUCAUCUGCUAUCAUUAUAGUUCUCACAUUCACUGUUUAACUCACUUAACAGGGGUCGUAUCACCUUACAGUUUUCCCAGCAUCACUUUUUUAUUGGCUUUUUCUAUAUAACUUUUUUUGUCGUAUUAUUUCAUGGUAUAGAUCAUAAACAUGGUCGAGUGAAAUUGCACCAUAGUCUGUUCCUUUUUACAGAUGCGUUAAGCUUUUUUGACCACUGCUUAAUCAUUUGUCUAAUGCCCUUUCAUGGCUUAAUAUGCUUUGGUGAAUUCCGAGUUUUUUCAUGUUGCUUGGUCUUGGCUACGAUACAUGAGUGAAGAAGGGUAAAUAAAACAAUUUUGAAAAACGUAUGCAUGCCGUGAAUACCAUGCCUCUUUAAGCCUACAAUAUCUUGCAACUGGCAGUGUUUUUUACAGUAUUUUUUUAAGGAACUAAAUAUUAUAUAGUUUCAACUGCUAUUGCAGUCAAUGGCAAAAAAACCAGUUCAAAUGGGUAGGCGACUUUCUCUAUCUCUCUCUCUCUCUCCUCCCCCCCCAGCGCCUAUGAAGUGUACAUUUUUUUUUCAAAAACAUUUCGUUUGCUUAUCUUACGGGGGAGUUUUUCUUGAUUGAUUUUUCUAUUAUUUAUUUAUUUCAGGAGAGAACUGCUUCAUAGCUAUGGGUUUGAACAUAUGUUCACAUUGAAUAAUCUGGAGAAAGCUGGACUAUUCAAGAAACAGGUGCUGCAUAGUUUGGCUCUUGUACAUUUCGAGAGUAGAUUUAACAUGCUACGUAAAUUCUCAUUCCUUUCUCAGUGUCAUAUGCUCUUCAUCUCAUUCUUUCUUAUGCACUUUUGGUCACUCAGGAAUCAAAAGGCAACUGGUUAAAUAUUAUUCGUGCUCUGAAACUUCUUGUGGACGAGAGUGACCCUUCCAAGUAUACUAUCCCAUUUUCUUAUUCAGUUCUUGUCAUUAUUUUCUUGGUAGUGACCGUCUAUGUUGUUUUUACUCUAUUGGUUGGGAUUUUUCCCUGUAUUUCCCAUGUUGUGACGUUUUUAGGUCCUUUACAUGAUUGCCUUUAUGCUUUUUGUUUAAGUUCUAAAAUUCCUCUGUGAGACUUCUAAAAGUAAAUAAUAUACAUUAAAAUUAUGGGUUUCAUUGAGGCAUUUUUUUGGAUUAUGCUGCCUUAAAACAUAGUGCAAAUCUAAAGAAGUGAAGGUUGAUUAGCUGGGAACCAUAUCGAAACUCUAGAAAUUGAAAUACUUGCAACUCGUGUUUACUGAACCUGACUCAACUUUGGCUUAUUUAGACUGUCUUGUGGUCCUAAAAACAAAUGCCAACCUUCAGAGUGUUCGAUGUGUCAUGAAUUCUGGAUUCUUCCCAUCCUUUUCUGUGUUUUCCAUUAUCAUUUUUCUUUCUGGAAUCUGAAGGAACUGUUAUUACGAGUAAAGUUUUUCACAAGCUUCUGCAUUUGGAAGUAUUGCAAAAUUAAAGUACUUAUUUCUUCUAAAUGCUUCUAAAUUACUAGCUCCAAUAAUUUUGAGACAGUUAUCUAAUUAUAUACACCACUACUUGCUUUACAGUCCCAGUGAUAUCUCAUACAUAUACUCUGGUUACGCACCUCUAAGCAUUCGGCUUGUUCAACAUGCAAUUAGAUCUGGUUGGUAAGUUUAACUUUUGCUGAAUUUCCUUCGUUUAAAAAACAUAUACAGACAAUGCCCUUUUUCAUAAUUUGGGUUUAGUACUUGUAUUACCGCGUACUAUUUUUUUUAUAAUUUUUUGCCGUUAUAAUGGUUGUGUCAAUCUGGUCGAAGCAAAUCUAUUGAAUCACAAUUAGCGCAGGGGCGCUUCCCGGGCCUGGCAUAUUUGGAAAUUCGCUGUGAAAAUGAGACUUUUGGUAUUAAACGUAACUGGGUCUGGUGAAGAGUGUUGGAAACUAUCAUAUGGUUUGGCAAUCGGGUCCUUGGAACAUGGGAAAAAGAAUGGAAGGAGCCCUUUGCUUGGUAGGUACUGGAGAUUGCUGGUUUGUCAUCCUUCAACAUGGCAUUGCAUGUGUUGCAACUACAGCACGAUUUUGUUACCUUGGUGAAAGGGAUUGAUGUGAGGAACUUCUCGAGUUUCCUUGUUUAACUUUGUUAAACUAAGCCUCCCAGUUGUAACUAAAUUGAGCGGGUCUGGUUUCCUGUUUUCGUCUCUACUCACAAUACAGAUUGUAUCAUAAACUGCUGGAGGUUUCCCCUGGGUGAUGUAUUGAAUGAUCGUUUUUCUUUUAUUUUCUAGGUUUAAGGACCCCUCAAAUAUUUUGUUUCUGAUUCAUAUAUGUGCCCUGACAGAUAGUUUUCCUGGUUUGGAGUUUAAUAUUCUGGGACAGCACCAGUGAAAAGAUGGGUAAAUCUGGUUAUUUUAUCAGAAUACACAGCCCUGCUCUGAAAUAAAGGAAGAAAAUUAUAAAUCGACUUAGCUUCUGAUUCAGUUAUACAAGUUUGUCGCUUUGUUUUUCAUUUAUUUUGUUUUCCACUUCUUAGUCAGAAAAAAAAUUAUUACAUUCCCGUGGGGAUCUUGUCGCAUGAUGCAUCAGCAGGCCUAGAACAGGCUGCUGUUGCAUUUUAUAAUUUCAUGGAGGCCUGGAACAGGCCUCCAUGAUCCAUCAAGUGAGAUAAUAAUCCCUGCCCUCAUCACCCCCCUAGUUGUUUCAUACAUAUCCUCUGAUGUUGCCUGACUGAUCCUCUGGGAGCCAAUACUCCUUCCAUUGAAGAAGUAUUGAAGCUCAUGUGAAACGUUUUGGUUACCUCAGGCACCCCAUCGAAGAAAUCUUGAAGCUCUUGCCCGGGCCGCAUCUCGAACUGAAGAGAGUAAGUUCAUCAUGGUGUUCCCCAUUGGGAAUCCUUCAAAUGGUUUCUUUCUUCUACUUAUCGAAUUCCAUUUAUAUAUAUAUUUUUCUAUUUUUGCUGCAGGGUGGUUCUCCCAACUACCCAUCACUGGACUCAUCAAGGGGCGUUCCAGGCAGCCUUGAGAGGUGAUCGACAUACUUCCUACCUUGUUUAGUAAGCUGGGAGUGCACCAAAAUCUUGUGUUCGAUUAAUUAAUUACUUAAUUAAUAAAUAUAACAAGCAUGCUUAGAGGGUAUAACAGGACCCAAAACCAAUACUGUAAAAAAGGCGAGAUUUUUAUUUAUUUUUUGAUAUCACGAGGAUGUUUGUCUGAAAACUAACGCUGUCGAUUCUUUUGUUGGGACGGAUCUUAGACGCUGUCUAUCUACCAGUUUGCCUCUUUUAUCUCAGAAGAGGCCAGAUCAUAACAUAGAUUUCCACAAUUGAGCAGGACAACAGAUGGGCAUCGCACCCUCGUGCUCGUCGUCUUCAUAGGAGGCGUGACUCCUGGAGAGAUGUCCGCUCUCCGUUUUCUAAGUUCUCAGGUAAUUCUUCCGCCCCGGCAGAGGGUCCGUCGUCGUCAUUACCUUUCUUUCAUCUGCUUCGUGGAUGUCGUACUUGUACAGGAGGGAACGGGCUACGACUUCAUCGUCGGGACAACGAAGGUCAUUAAUGGCGACACCUUGCUCGAGACGCUCAUAAGCAACGCCGGUUAA
Spirodela intermedia is the source of this 12777-nucleotide messenger RNA. NCBI's taxonomy places the organism in Eukaryota, Viridiplantae, Streptophyta, Magnoliopsida, Alismatales, Araceae. The record is from the annotation of a GenBank genome assembly.